UUGGCGAGACUGGAAGAUCCUCGUCUUCUUUCUUCCUUCUCUAUAUUAGUACGUACAUUAUGGCUCUCAGGUCGCCCUAGACUUGGUCCAUUCCCCCCUACUAGCGUUAGACAUUCAUAUAAUUCCUUCAUUAUGGCGCGCAUGCCAGUGAUUGGACGGCUAUUUUGGUUCGAGUAUCUAGCUCUGUUUGCUUCCCUGAUUCUGGUGCUGCUAGAAUGGAUUAUCCACGUUAUUACAUUUUGUCUUCCUGAAACGGUGAUUGCGUUCUUCUACGACCGGUCAAAAACGAUUUUCAAUCUCUUCAUUACCCCCGAGGAUGAAGGCAAGCGCAGUAAAGAAGAACAGAUUGCGAUAGCAGUCGCCCAAGCGUCCGACUUUGUAGACAUAUGCGCUCUGUUCGGUUACCAGACUGAAGAGCAUAUCGUCCAGACUGGCGAUGGCUACCUUCUUGGUCUUCAUCGCUUAGCCUACCGGAGAGGCGAGGAGAACAUGCACGUGAAUCAAGGAAAAGGGGGCAUCCGAAAGAAGGUCGUCUUCCUCCACCACGGACUUAUGAUGUGCAGUGAGGUUUGGGUGUGUUUGUCGGAAGAACAACGGUGUCUCCCCUUUCAAUUGGUGGAAAGGGGCUAUGACGUGUGGUUUGGGAACAAUCGCGGCAAUAAGUACUCGAAAAAGUCCGUUCGAUUUUCGCCGGGGUCCAACGAGUUCUGGGAUUUCUCUAUCGAUCAGUUUGCCUUCCAUGAUAUUCCCGACAGUAUCAACUAUAUCUUGGACGUGACGGGUCAGCCUUCACUGUCCUACGUUGGGUUCUCGCAGGGCACGGCUCAGGCGUUUGCGACGCUGUCCAUACACCCCCUGCUGAACCAGAAGGUCGAUGUCUUUGUGGCUCUUGCACCCGCCAUGGCGCCUACGGGCUUGCCGAACCAUUUUGUUGACUCGCUGAUGAAGGCCUCGCCCAAUUUCUUAUUCCUUCUAUUCGGCCGACGUAGCAUCCUCAGUUCGACGACGAUGUGGCAGACGAUUCUCUAUCCGCCCAUCUUCGUCCGGAUCAUCGACAAGUGUCUCGACGGUCUCUUCAACUGGAAAUGCCGGAACAUCAGUCGCUGGCAAAAGCUUGCCGGGUACCUACACCUGUUUUCCUUCUCCAGCACCAAGUCUGUUGUCCAUUGGUUUCAGAUCAUCCGACACAAGAACUUCCAGUUCUACGACGACGAGGUCCAAGCUCCGUUCAGCAUUGUCGCCAGCGAGCGAUUCUACAAACCUGUCAAGUACCCUACCAAGAACAUCAAGACGCCCAUUGUGCUUCUGUACGGGGGCAAUGACAGCUUAGUUGACAUUAAUGUUAUGUUGCAGGAGCUGCCCCGCGGGACCACGGCCAAGAUUAUCCCCAAGUACGAGCAUCUGGAUUUCCUGUGGGCGGUGGAUGUAGAGGAGCAGGUGUUCAGCCAUGUCUUCGAGGCACUCGAGCGGUAUAGCGGCAUCAACCAGGUUGAAGGGCCGGCGCGAAGUCUGAUCAAUCACCUCAAUGGGGAUGCGGGGCGUGCGAUCGCGAUUUAGAGGAUUAGAUAGCCUAGGCUAUGAUUCGUGCGAUUUUAUAUACCGGGAGUUUUGGCUUAGCGGGCGUCGAUAAUGGCGUCGUGUGAAUAGAAUCGAUUAAUAGAUUACUAGCAUGUAACCUGGGAGGAGGCUAUAGUAACUCAUAUUAUGAUAUUAUCCACGUAUGACUCCUGAGCGAGAUAUAUAUACUACUGGUCGGCGCCCCCUCCCCUACUCGUCUGAUUGAUUUAGCGCCCCGGUCUCGAGUUACAGAUGGAACUGUUGGACCUAUCCAUCGCAUGAACGCUGCGUCCAGUUAUUGGUUUGUUUAGUGCCUGAUAGCCCAGUCGAUUCGACAGGAAGAACGGAAAGGCGGGGGGGGGAGGGGGAAGAAAUGGAAAAAGAAGGGCUUCGGCAGUCCACCCUGAUAGUUGGGCAAAAAAAAGGUGAUAGGUAAAAAAAGCACGUCUUUGGAAUUUAGGCGACUGGGAAAGAAUGUUUCAGGAUAUCACUAGUAGUACCACAUACUACCAGAUAUGAGGGAAUUGAAGAGGGGGAUAAGAGG
Aspergillus alliaceus is the source of this 2101-nucleotide messenger RNA. RefSeq names its product sterol esterase. The record is from RefSeq and is a predicted model, not a curated record. NCBI's taxonomy places the organism in Eukaryota, Fungi, Ascomycota, Eurotiomycetes, Eurotiales, Aspergillaceae. The coding region runs from base 133 to 1557 and encodes 474 amino acids. The transcript is spliced from 3 exons.